Messenger RNA from Effrenium voratum, 633 nucleotides. The record is from the annotation of a GenBank genome assembly. Lineage: Eukaryota; Dinophyceae; Suessiales; Symbiodiniaceae.
AUGCAGGACAGCCACAGCGGCAACUCUGGAACGCUGCGGCUCCAUUGGCAUUUGCGGCAGCUGUGUGCCUCGGAUAGUUUGCGACUGCAGAAUACCGACUGGUGGAUCGAGCGCGCGGCCAUCCGUGCGACGCCUGACUUCUCGCGUGGCAAUGUUCUGGCAGCGGCCGUUGGCGGGCAAGGCCUCGUAGCUGCAGCUCCGCCGGAGGAUGUCUUCACCCAGGACACGGUCACCAAGCGCAUGCCCAAGAUCCUGGACUCGGUGAUGGCCAAGCUGCCCUCGAAGUUCCAAACCCCUGCAGUAACUGAAGGUGUCAAGAAACUGCAGGAGGAGAUGCGGGGAGGCGCGCAGCUGAAGCUGCUGGAGGGCCGAAGUGCGCGGGUGGGCGCUGAGGCCUGGAACGAGCACCUCGCGGACUUUCUGGCGCGAGGGGAAGGCUGGCAUCAAGCACCCUGGUGGCUGGUCGAGAAUUACAUGUACAAGCGCCUACUGGAGGAGGGCUCAUCACUGGGUCAUGUACGGCUGUCGUGUUGUUUUGUAUGUGCUGUGUGCUGUGUUGUGCAUGUGGGGUGUGCUGUUGUGUGCGUGCGGGGCCCUUGUGUCAUGCUGCACUGGGUUGGUUAUAUUUCUUAG